CUAGUCGCAUCGCAGCGUAUUGCUGUGUUCAAUACGGAUGAGCAGUCGGUCGUACGAGUGCUGUAUCUAGGCGAUGGAAUUGGAGAUAAUGAAGAAGUUUCCGGUAUUGGAGAUUCACAGACGGCCGCAACGCAUCCAAAUGGGGUUAUUGUCUCUGAAGGUUGCUUGAUGGUUGAUGAGAAAAGGUCUGCAGCUACGUUUUACCGCUCUGCCGUGAAGUGGCCAGUCCGACAGUCUCACCACAUAGGUAUGCCACCAGGUGGGUGGGUAGUACGCAUGAACACCUUCGAGUGUAUGUGCCCCUACUUCACAAAAAUUUUAUCGUGCGCCCAUGCGGUCGAGUUGCGUUUGGUCUAA
Phytophthora sojae is the source of this 357-nucleotide messenger RNA. RefSeq lists its product as hypothetical. The annotation marks the transcript as partial. The record is from RefSeq and is a predicted model, not a curated record. The transcript has a single exon. NCBI's taxonomy places the organism in Eukaryota, Oomycota, Peronosporomycetes, Peronosporales, Peronosporaceae.